AUGACCAGAUUUCAUUUUUAUUUUCUUCUUUUACAGAUUUAUAGAAACAUGAAGCUGUUGUUGUUCCUCUGCCUUUUAGUUGUUGGGAUUCAUUCCAACAUUUAUCCCUAUGAGCCUUAUCACCAAGUUGUAAGAAACCAAAAUCAAAGAGGAAAAGAGAACCGAAACAUGCCACAGCAGGCUGUAGGGAGCCGUGUUUGUCAGUUUGCUUGUUGCUUCUACAAAGAGAUUUCUUCUCAUGAAAACAGUGGGAAUAUUUUCUUCUCUCCUUUGAGCAUCUCUACUGCCUUUGCAAUGCUGACUCUUGGUGCCAGGUCUGAUACUUUGGCACAGAUUCUUAGGGUCCUUCACUUUAAUCCACGUGAGAUUUCUGAAAAUGAAAUCCAUGAAGGUUAUCGUCAACUCAUACAAAUGGUAAACAGAAAGAAUGAGGGUUUACAGCUAAAUAUGGGAAAUGUCCUGUUUGUACUUGAUCGACUGAAACCACAACAAAGAUUUUUGAAUAACCUCAGAGAAUUCUAUGAAGGUGAAAUUUAUCCUAUGAACUUCAAGAGGUCUGAUCAAGCCCAGAUGAAGAUCAAUGAUUAUGUAGCAGAAAGAACCAAUGGGAAAAUCAAGGACCUCAUAAAUAACCUUGAUCCACUUACUGAACUUCUUCUCAUUAGUUAUAUUUAUUUUAACGGUAAGAUAUGCAUAUCUAAUUCUCUGAUAUCAUACAUUAUUUCUUCAGAUCAGGAGAAGCAAAAUGACUCUGCCUUGUACUGUGAUAUCAUGCCUGAAAGUUUAAUUUUAUUCUUGCACUUCUUUUCCAGCAACUCAGUAAAUUUGUAUCUUCCAAAAUUCACUCUUCAUGGGAGAUACAACCUAAAAAACAUUUUAUAUAAAAUGGGCAUAAUGGAUCUAUUCACUGAUAAGGCUGACCUAUCUGGUAUCACUGGACAACCCCAGCACAGAAUUUCCCAGGCUAUUCAUCAGGCUGUGGUAAAGGUGGAUGAGACUGGCACUGAAGCAGCAGCUGCCACAGGCAUGGAAAUAGUGCCUAUGUCCGUUCCCGUUGUCAUUAGAAUGAACAGACCCUUCUUAUUGGUCAUAACUUUAAGGGACAACAUACUGUUCAUGGGAAAAAUUGUGAACCCUCUGGAAAAAGAUUAAGCUAAUAUACACAUUAGGUAUGAAGUUAUCACCACCGUUAAAUCCAGUGUUUCACCUGAUGCUCAUGGCAUGGCUAUAGAGGGCUCUCCACCCAACUAUG
Molecule: messenger RNA, 1252 nt
Organism: Meleagris gallopavo (turkey)
Lineage: Eukaryota; Metazoa; Chordata; Aves; Galliformes; Phasianidae
Source: RefSeq, a predicted model, not a curated record